This is a messenger RNA of Fonsecaea multimorphosa CBS 102226, 2613 nucleotides long. RefSeq lists its product as uncharacterized. The coding region runs from base 1 to 2613 and encodes 870 amino acids. Lineage: Eukaryota; Fungi; Ascomycota; Eurotiomycetes; Chaetothyriales; Herpotrichiellaceae. Gene Ontology annotation, biological process: aspartyl-tRNA aminoacylation. The record is from RefSeq and is a predicted model, not a curated record. Gene Ontology annotation, molecular function: ATP binding; aspartate-tRNA ligase activity. The transcript is spliced from 2 exons. Gene Ontology annotation, cellular component: mitochondrion; cytoplasm.
AUGAAGAAGGAAAAGAAGGAGAAAAGAGAGCGAGAGUGCGAUUUGGAGAAAUUUGUGCGCAGGCGGCGAGGCGGCCUUCGGAGGUUGGCGCGUGCAAACCUCCGACUCGAGUCAAUUCUCUUGGAUGUGCUCGCGUCAAUCGUCUUUCGAUGCUGCAGCAAGAGCCCAUGGAGCUUCAAAGAUCACUUCCGCGGCCAGCUAAUCUACGACGCAGCUAUAUCGAAAUCUCCAGGUAUAUUCGCACCCGAGUUACGCAGACAGGUUUCUCUUCCACGCCGCCCUCGACCACCAGAGCUUGUCUUUCUCCAAGACUCACAUAUUCUACGUCCGCAAUCCGCAGGGAACGGCGACCAGAUAAAUUGUCGCAGGUCGCCAACCCCGAUAUCAGGCGAUUUGACUAUUCUAGUAAGGCAGCAUCAUCUCCAGGGACUUGGACAGCGCUUAACUUUCACAGGGAUCUCUUCGUCCAGUACAGCGAGCACUGCCUGGGAAAGACUGCGCCAGACCGACGUCGAUUCUUUGUCAACUGCGCCUGAUCCCGACGAUGGUGAACGGACCCGAGUGCAGCUUUAUGGCUACAUUACUUCGCACAGACCGGGCAGGGGCUUCGACUUUAUCCAGCUCGUCGACCCACGGUUAGAGCUUGCCGUGCAAGUCAUCUUUCCCCAUCACGAUUCAACUGCGAAGGUUGCAGAAAGUACAUCGGUGGAAAAUCGCUUGGGUGCUGAGGAGCUCAGCGCGGAUAGAAGAUCAGGCUAUGAAGGUCCCUUUGAAGAAGAGCAGAGUAUUUUUAGAUCUGCUCGUCCUCACACACCCAUUCGCAUCUCCGGAAGGGUUGUGCGGCGACUGAUACCGCCCAAAAAAGACCACACGCAAGCUGCAUCAGGAGUUUGCGAUACGAAACGGCUAGAUAAUACCAUUCCAACACUGGACCCAUAUGUCGGGGACAUCAACCUCAUAUCUCAUGUCGAAAUCAGAGCAGAGUCCUGCAAGCUUCUCAAUGGAGUUCCACCCGACCUUACCGCCAAACGCGACACAGUGCUUCCACCAGAGUUACGAUAUCUUCAAUUCAGAACGGACUCGGACCUUCGCCGCAGGAUCCGAUUACGCUCACAACUUGCAGGAAAGAUAAGAGAACAUAUGCUGCGCAAUGAUUUCGACGAGAUCGAGACGCCAUUGUUAUUCAAAUCAACCCCGGAAGGUGCUCGAGAAUUCAUUGUGCCCACGAGAAAGAAGGGGUUUGCAUACGCAUUGCCACAAAGUCCACAGCAAUAUAAACAGGUCCUUAUGGCUUCGGGAAUCUCGAGGUAUUUCCAGUUCGCCAAAUGCUUUCGAGACGAGGAUCUGCGAGCCGACAGACAGCCGGAAUUCACUCAGCUUGAUCUCGAAAUGGCAUUCACUACUAGUGCUGAUGUUAUGGCCGUCGUAGAAGGGCUACUCAUCCAUGCAGUUUGGCCUAAUGUGCCUGGCAUCGCUCCUUUGCAACCAUCGGCGCCAGCGAUGUCUUUGGAGGCCGCAUCGGCGGAUCCAGUAUAUCGCAACCUGGCUUUUCCUCAGUUGACAUACAAUAUUGCAAUGUCUCGAUAUGGUUCGGACAAGCCUGACACGCGGCUUGGGUCUGAGAUUCGCCGAGUGGAUGACUGGCUUUCCCCCAAUGUGAAGAGCAUGGUGACCUCGCGACAGGACGAUACCAUUAUGGAGAUGAUGAAAAUUAGCAUGCAAGGAUGCGAACCGGCCGACAGCCAGAAGUUCGUGACAGCUUUCUUAGAAGCAUCAUCGAAAGCGAAAGCGAGGUAUACGAAGGACAAGAACCGAAUCCCCGGUGUGGCGGUCUUCGAUCCUUUAAAGCCGCUGCAUGGUCUGGCGAGCUUUGACCAUGAAGGUGCGGCCAAAGUGGAAGAAGAAUUCGAUCCCGAACCGGGCGACAUCCUCAUUCUUUAUAGCCGUGAGGAUAAGCCAUUUACUGGUGGGUCUACCGUGCUAGGGGACCUGCGUCGGGAUAUCUACCAGCACGCCAUAUCAGAGGGUCUAAUUGCUGCGCCUUCGGGAUUUUCUGCCUUAUGGAUAACAGAUUUCCCCUUGUUCUCACCCACAGAAGAGUCUGAACCAGGACAGGGCGGGUCCGCAGGCAUCUGCUCGACGCAUCAUCCCUUUACGGCUCCUAAACAAGGUCAGGAUUUGAAGGUAUCCACGUUCAAGGAGGAUCCAUUGUCCAUUAUUGGCGACCACUACGACCUGGUCAUCAAUGGAGUUGAAGUCGGCGGCGGCUCCUGUCGUAUCCACCGUGAAUUCAUGCAAGAAUUUAUCCUCGAAGAGGUGCUGAAGCUGAAGCCGGCACGCGUCAAAGAUUUCGGACAUCUACUGAGGGCGUUGCGUGCGGGCUGUCCGCCGCACGCCGGGUUUGCCCUAGGAUUUGACCGCUUGAUGGCCAUGUUGACGAACAGUGCGAGUGUACGAGAUGUGAUUGCGUUUCCAAAGUACGCAGACGGUGAAGACAAGUUCGCUGGCGCGCCUUCACCGAUAAGUCGACAUCAGCUGGCCACCUAUCAUCUGGUUGCCGUCGACGACAAGGUGCCUCGUGGGUCAUCUGCCAAAACAUCACGCAAAGCGUAG